Molecule: messenger RNA, 414 nt
Organism: Vicia faba (fava bean)
Lineage: Eukaryota; Viridiplantae; Streptophyta; Magnoliopsida; Fabales; Fabaceae
Source: the annotation of a GenBank genome assembly
AUGGGAUUGUCUUUCACGAAGCUGUUCAGUCGGCUGUUUGCCAAGAAAGAGAUGCGUAUACUUAUGGAUGUCGGGGGUCAAGACAAGAUCCGUCAUCUGUGGAGACAUUACUUCCAAAAUACACAAGGCCUUAUUUUUAUGGUUGACAACAACGACAGGGAUCAUGUUGCUGAAGCUAGAGAUGAGCUGCAUAGGAUGUUGAAUGAGGAUGAAUUGAGAGAUGUCGUGCUUCUAGUUUUUGCAAACAAACAAGAUCUUCCAGAUGCUAUGAAUGCUGCUGAGAUAACUGAUAAGGUUGGUCUUCAUUCUCUUCGUCAGCGUCACUGGUACAUCCAGAGCACACGCGCUACAUCUGGUGAAGGACUUGAUGAAGGACUUGACUGGCUCUCAAACAACAUUGCAAACAAGGCAUAG